Molecule: messenger RNA, 7187 nt
Organism: Equus caballus (horse)
Lineage: Eukaryota; Metazoa; Chordata; Mammalia; Perissodactyla; Equidae
Source: RefSeq, a predicted model, not a curated record
GGAGAAAAAGGAAAAAUAAAAUCUUAAAAAAAAAAAAGAAAAGAAAAAGAAAAUGGGGGGAGAGAUGAAAAGUGCGUUGGCUGAGGGCCAGAAACCUGGGUUCUAGUCCUGGCUUUGCGGUGAGGUGGAAGGGGCGGCGCUCCCUCUCUGGGCUGCAGGCUCCUUGUCAGCAAAAGGGGGUAACAUGUCCAUCUCGUGGGGUUUUGAGGAUCGAAUGAAUAAAGGGACAAGAAAGGGUUAUGUAAGAUGUAAAAAAGGAGGCAAAUGGGAGUUGUGAUUAUUCAUAAAAUUGUGCCCAAGCUGACAUAAGCUAGGUUGGUGCAUUCCAUUCUUUCGGUCCCAGGAGCCAUGGUCCAGGAGGACCUAUAAGCAAGAGUUGGAUGGCCAGCCAAACCUCACGGAUGAUACCCAAUUGGAAGGGAAGUGGCAGAUGAACCUGCCUGCCCAGGGUGAAGCACCUGUACCUGGCCCCUUGCCUGGUGCUUAGUAUGUGCUCGAUAUAUGUUUGUUGAGUGAAUCAAUAAAUGGUGUUUUGGAGAAGACAUGGGCAAAAAUGAGUAAGAACAAUGGCAUAUGAGACAUUUCAGUGGGAGAAGUAAGAGGCAGAGUGGCGUAAGGAAGACACCACACGUUUUAGAGCCAGAAGGACCUGGGUUUCAGAGAUUCAGUUUCUUCAUCUGUAAAUGGGAGUAAUGACAGUCCCCGGUGGUUGCUAUGAGGAUUAGAUGAGAUCACGAGUGUGAAGUGGCUGGCCUUCCAAGGACACCCAGUCCACGGUUACAGCGAUGAUUACUGUUAUUAAGAUGGGAGGGUGCAUCCUUCCUCUUAGGAGAGACUAUUCGGAGGCUUCCAGCCCUUCACCCUCCAGUGAGGCUGGGUGGCCUCACUCUCCUUCCCCUCCCCACCCUCCCCGGGGCUGAAGGGGUCUGGCUUUCCAGGUGGUUUGCCUGGCUGGCCCUUUGGGAGCAAUGAGGGCGAGUGUGACCCUCUGGAGGGACCCAUAGCUCCAGCCCAGCUUCAGAGACAGACUCGUCGUUUGGGGAGUCUAUGCUGGGCCACUGAAGAGACCACUUGCAAAGGAAUAGCCGAAAUUUUCAAGGGGGCUGAACCAGAGAGGAGAGUCCUUUGGAAAAGGGAUGAUGGGAGAUCUUGCCUCCAAGCCAGCCAGCAGGAAGUGAUCCCUGAAGCCCCUCCCCUGGCUGCUGUCAAAGGCUUAAGUUCUGGUGGUGUGUUUGUGGGGAGGGGGAUGUUAACAUCUGAUCCUGCUAAGCCCUGCCAACGCGGCUCCCUGCCAGCCCGUUCUCUGCAUUUCCUCAGUGGCACGUUUCUUCCUGUCACCCACACUUGUCCCUGCCCUUUCUCUCCCCACAGCCUCCACAUUCAGUUGUUCAUCAAAUCCCAUUGCUUUUUCCUUCCCGUGUCUCUCCUGUCCCCCACUCCCUCAGGUCUUAUCUCGCACCUGGGCUAUUGCCUUAGCCGUCUAACUCACUUCCCCAGCCCACACCCCCUGCUCAGAAACCUUCAGCUUCCUCGUUUCCAGGAGGAUCAAGCCCAAACUCCUUACUUUGUCAUAUUUGUCCUUUUACCACCUGGCUCUGUUUUGGUGGACUCGGUAGGUUUCUCAGCUGGGUUCCCCUGCACCGUCCAGCACCCCCAAACAAGCUUGGCUCAGUUUAACAUCCGGGGCUUUCUGCCGGAGACUCCCGGAAAGUCUGCACUCUCCUCCGUACCUGAAUGCCCUGACUCAUUCUGCCUUUCUGACCUGGCCAUCCUUAAGACCUGCUUCUGUUCCUCCUCCGCCCUCUCCUCCUUCCUCCUGCCUUCCUCUCCCUUCUCUUCUGUGAAGCGUUUCUUGGCCACCCAGGCCCGGGGAUCUCUGUGUCCUCAGAUCUCCUUUACUUGGACCUCUCCACCUGUAUGCCAGUGUUGGCUUUGCCCACUCCUGCCUGUCACUUCCAGGGAGGGGAGGGAGGAAAGGAGGCGAUGGUGCCGGAGAGCGCAGGUGGAUGACUCAGGACGGUUUCUGCCCCUGUGGGCUGGCUUCCUACUGACAGGGACGAGCUGCUUGGGGAGUUCCCGCUUACACAGGUUAACAGAGGGGAAAAGCUCCCUUGCUUUACUGGAAGGCAAGUCUGUCCCUUUCCCCACCUGCUCUACCCAUUGCGUUCCAGAAAUAGGGUGUUGAACCUGGGGUUUUUCCCAACCCAGAGUUUGUGCUAUGUACAAAAAAACGAGAACCCAGCAGUCAGCUGGACUCAGGAAGUUUUCCGCAGAAGGGAACCUGGACUAGGCUGGUCCAGUCCUUUCGCUUUGUGGAUGAAGAAACUGAGUCUUAGAGAGAGGCUGGUAUGGGAAUCUGAACCAGGCCUUCAACUUCAGCUCAAGUGCUCCUGUUGAAAGGGUCCCAGACCUUCCAAGGAUGACCCUGGUCCUGCUCUCUGGGGAUUGUCCUCUGAGUGGCAUCCAGAGUGCCCUUUUUGGACCACUCUGGCGACCUUCCACCCCAGCUGAUGAGACAGGACUUCUGGGUUCUGCUUCUCAUCUUGAGGGCUCUCUGUGGGUUCUGACUCCUCUCCUGGCCUCAGCUUUCCCAGGACAAUGACAGGCAUACAAAUCUGCAGCCACAGGAGCUGCGGCCCCCCCUCAGGUGAGGAGGUGCCCUGGUCACAUUUCCUAAUUCCAAGCAAAGGGGUUGAGGUGGGGUGGGACUUAGGAGGGGAGGUUACUUCAUCCUAGCCAGUCCUUCAGGCCAGGAGGAAAGCGGGGUGGGGAGGGGGACAGGGUGAACCAGUGUGGGGAGGAGGCCCUGCCUCUCCUAGAUGGGCUCCCGGGGUUCUGAGAGUGAAGAGGCCCCCAGGGACCCUCAGAGAGAGUUCCUACAAUGCCACGUUAGGGGUAGAAGAUGAAAGAGGCAGCCAGAAAGGAAGAGGUGUAGGGAACCUGACGACUUGAUCCUUGGUUAAACACACACACACACACACACACACGCACACACACGCACGCACACACACACGCACGCACACACACGCACACACACACGCACACACAUGCCAUCCUGAGGAGUGAUGUCAGCGUCGCUGAAAGAAGUCGAGUGCUCUGUUGCCGUGGGUGUGUGUCCCCACCCUGCCUCCCUCAGUGUCAGCCCCUCCACCGCCUCCCAUCCCCCACGGCAUUGGGAUAAAUAGCAGGUGCCGUGUGACAAUACUGAGGAACAAAAGGGUGCCCCUGCUCCUCCCCUACUGUGAAGGACAGGAGGGGCAGGUCCUGAAUUGCUGGAAAGACCUAGGGGGGUGCUGUGGGGCUUAAGAGAAGUAGGGGCGAGAGGGGAAGAGCAGAGGGUCGCAGAAGAGGGGUAUGGACAGUUCCCAAGGCUGGGCAGGGGAAUGGGGUCACAUCUGGGGCAAGGGGUCUCCAGGGGUCUUGCAGAGCUAAGGAGCUGGCAGCGGAGGAGGGGGGUUGGGGGAGUGGACAAAGGGGAAAUGGACUCUGUAGGGGGGGCACAGGCCAGAGCAGAUCAGAUCCCCUCCUGGGCUUCUCCAGGACCCCUCAUCAGAAUCUUAAUUCCCCCACAGUGAGCUCACACAAAAGACAGCCCCCUGGAAUCUCGUCUCAGUCGUGUUUCUGACCAGGUCUGUCUGCACCGUCAGAAGACUGUGGGCAGAGAUGGGCUUGGGCCUCAUGCCCAGGUCACUCCACAGAAGGCCCGGCCGCAGUCAGCGUGCAGCAGAUCCUACCUGUGUUACUGCUACUUUUACUACAGUUACGCUGGUGGAUUCUUCCUUGCUCUGCAAACUCAGGCCGGUCACUCUGCCUUCCUUUUCCUAUUUGCCCCUGUACACAUCCCCCAACCCUGCCACACACUCUUGUCCUCCAAAAUUUCCUGGGACUGGUGAGAGGAAAAGAAGAAAAUCUUUCUUGAUGAGGGCAGGACAUCUGGCGGGCAAGGGAGGCAGGGAGCCCGCUUGUGGGGUUUCGGUCAGGUCUGGAGGUGAUCCUGUCAUUGUGGCCCAGGCUGACUUCCUCCUCAGCCCUGCUUGGUGUGUGUAUGUGGUGGGGGGGGGGUUUCUCUGACUUGCGCAUGUGCCAGGUACGGAGCGCCCUGGCUUGGCCAACCCACCCUGGCUUCUUAUCACCGGUCCCUGCCUGGAGAUCGCUGUGUUCCGGGGAAAGGAAAGGUCACUUUGAGUCUCCCCUUUGCUCUAGCUGCUGGUUCCUCCCCGCCUCAUCCAGGGUGGGAACCACAGGGAAAGGGCCACCUCUGAGUGGCCGGGUGGGCUGGAGUGGAGCGGGGCUGGGAUAGGAGGGUUGGGUCUCAGCUGAGGACCGUGUCUGGAGUGACAGUGCAGAGGCCUGUGGGUCUCCAGGGCAUGUUAUCAAUACUGCUUUUAUUUCUACUGUCCCCGUGUUUCUGGGGACAAUUCCCACCCCUCUUCGCCCCCCAAUUCCUCAUCAGUAAUGUCGGGAGAGGACAAGCUGUCGCAGAGUUGCCUCCCUGCGCUUGGGCUGCUCCAGGGCUGGUGUCUCCCGUAGGGGAGGGAUUCCCUGCACCACUCCCUGAAUGCCCACUCCUCAUCUCCAAGCCUGCUCUCCUCUCCCUCUCUGCUUUCCUUACUGGGCAGGGGGCGUGGGUGCUGGGCUGAGGAGAUAAGGUCCAGCAGUGAGAUCUGCCCAAGGUCGUGGGCUCCCUGAAAUGGUCCUUUAAGGUUAGACUCCGAGAUGUCUGUAAGGACACAAGGGUUAGUCUUGCCUGGAAGCCGGUGAGUGGAUGAGGAGACCAGAGAAGGCCUGGGCCACUCUAGUUCAAGGAGUCCAGAGCUCGGUCAGCGCUGUGCCAUCCCUCAUUCCUCCAGGGGGCUCCCUGGGGUCAGACUCUGGCUGUUUAUUUCAAUUCCACACACGUUCUCUAAAUGCCCACUACAAGCUGAUGCCUGGGAAGACUCUGGACAUUAAGAGAGAAAAAGAGUCGGACUCUGCCCCCAGGGUUUCCUGCAAAUGAGCCUCCAGAGUAGUGGACCGGGCCCUGGCAAGUGCCUGGGAAGGCCAUCCUGGUGCGGAGGAGGCCUGUGUGCUGGUCUCCGUGUGGCCCGAGGAAGCUCUUUCCAGGUCUGAAUGCCAGAUCCGAGGGGAGGGAGUGGGGAGCGCUGCGGGGCUCUGGGAGAGGGGUGUCUGUGUGAGGAGGCCAUCCAGGGGCAUAGUCCUCAUGGGGCUGCUCUGCUUGGGACAGCAUCCACUCUGAGGGGCACACCCUUACAGUCACUCUUCCUUCUGGUGCUCAGACCCAUUGGGGCCAAGGGUAAGUGGGAGUUUAUGCUAGGAUGAUAAAAGCUUUGCUUGACCUAGGCUGGGGACCCCGUGAGCUGGUUUUGAGGAACGGGAGCACUUCCUGAGUGUGACUUGGGAUCCCUCAGAGCUGCAGGAUGAGGGGUUGGGAGGCCAGAAGCCUGUGGAGCUGGCCUAAACCAUUGUCCUAGCCCAACUCCUCCUGUGUUAAAGCAUUCACCUGGGACACUGGUCCCCUGGGUCCUGCUCCCCCUGCCUGAGGGAGCUGGCCCCUGGCUUGCCCUCUCCUAAUCCUCGGUUUGCCCUCCUUCCACCUCUUCCAAUUUCUCAGGAUUAAUGGGGACAAAUGAAAUUUCGUGCAGCCCAAGCAGGUACCCCAAGCUGGUGGAGAAGUGAACGAGUGAAAGAGGACAUCGGGGGGGGCAGAAGGAGGGGGAGACAGCCUCGCAGAGCAGGCCGGUGAGCCAAGCAUUAAGAGCUUCUUGCUUCCAAGACUUGAAAAGAAAAGGGAGAGGUGCAUCCAGCCCCUUCAAAGGCUGGUGCCGAGGAGGGUCCAGCAUUUUUGUUCUCUCCUUUGCAGAGCAAAGAAGCCCUUGCAAAGGAGCUGGCUGUUUCGCCUCACUCCGUUUUGGUGUCUGGCAGAACUUCUCCACCAGACCUCCCAUCCUGCAAGCUCCCUUCAGCCUCCAGCUUUGCAGCUGAGGUCCUUACAUGGAGUUUGUUAUGAAAAUUUAAAACCUGCAGAACAGCUGAAAGACCUCCACAGUGAGCACCACACGCCCACCACCUCGUGCCACCGUGACGUUUUGUUGGGUGCUGUGUCACAGUCUCUCCAACUCUCCGUCCCUCUCUCCGUCCGUCCACCCCUCUUAUUUUCGGACGCCCUCCUCAGUGCGGUGCAGGCAUCCGUGCCCGUCUAGGCCAGCACUUCCGCAUCACGUCGUUAACAGAGUUCAAUGUUUGUCACAGCUGUUUGUCUCUCUUGAGGUGAGCUUUACACACGAUGACACACGCGAAUCUCAGGUGUACCAUGUGUGAGUUCUGAUAAUGCCCGCACCCAUCGAGGGACCGAGCAUGGUGAUGACUCCAGAAAGACCCCUCAUGCCGCUUCCCAGCGAAUCCCCACCCCACCCCACCCCACCCCACCCCACAGCCUUCUGAGAUUGCCUCCCACAGGUUGGUCUUGCCUGUUCUGUCCACUCACCCUGUGGAGGAAGUCACACAACGUGCUCUCGGGGAGGCUUCUUUCCCUCAGCAUAAUGACUCCCGCAUCCUCCGGGCAAGAGUCUGCUAUACAUAAAGUCAGACUUAUUGUCAGACAAGAAACAUGUCCCCAAAUCUAAUCUUCGCUCAGCGCUGGGCAGCUGUGCUUUCAAGGGCGUGCUCGGCGCCUUGGUGUGCCCCUUCCGUGCGUCCUUGACCAGCGGGAGGCAGCAGGCUGGCUGGCGAGGCCUGUGAGGCAUGCAAGGUUCCCAGCGCCCAGCCUCCUCUCUCUGCUGCGACUGAAUGGCCCUUUGGGGCACCCCCACCCCUUAUAUCUUCCUCCCACUCAGGCACUGUGGGCUCUGCCUUCGUCACACCCUCCCCACCCGCUAACCCGACCCAGGAGGAUCUGACAGCCAGGCGUUUACCCUAGAUAACUGAUAGUGCAGCUGCACUGUAACACACUGCCUCCCACUGAGGGGCUGCCCCCGCCCGGCACUGACUGUUCCUGCUUUCGUCUCCAAAUGGGCCUCAUAGCUCCCCAGCUCUGUGCCCCUCCGACUUCCACUGAGGCUCCCUCAGGACAGGGAGCCCUGACCGCGUCCCCACGGGGGCCUGAAGGCGUAACUCGGCAGUGUGCAGUGGGCCUGGCGUUUCUUUAAAAAGAUGUCAUAUGGGGCUGGCUCCGUGGCCGAGUGGUUAAG